Gigantopelta aegis is the source of this 2072-nucleotide messenger RNA. Its product is annotated as kinesin-like protein kif7. The transcript is spliced from 8 exons. The coding region runs from base 135 to 1943 and encodes 602 amino acids. NCBI's taxonomy places the organism in Eukaryota, Metazoa, Mollusca, Gastropoda, Neomphalida, Peltospiridae. The record is from RefSeq and is a predicted model, not a curated record.
CGGAAAUGACGUACAUGUAUGUUUUACGCGCGAAAAAUAUGACGUCACAUCCAUGUCUCGUUGUCCAUGACCGUUGAGGAAACCAUUAGAGAUUGAAGUACCUGAAAUAUUUUUCUCAAGACGUCGUCUGAUUGAUGAUGAAAUCGCACAGAGCCGUUCCCAGCAGAAUUUAUGACGAAGACCGCAUCAUCAUCGGCAACUUCUCUCCGCCUCAGGCCCGGCGACGUCACAGAGCGACGAGGCCGCGCGUUGGCGACGUGGCUGACGUCACGCCCAAGAAGAUGGAAGUCCAGGACAGCCGUCUGUACUGCGAGGACGCGAACGACAGCGUCAGUGAACAGCUGAUGCUCAGCAUCGACCCGAAAACCCACGACGAUGACUCUCCCAGCUCGCCAACAUCUGCAGACGAGAGUAGGACUGGGCCGUCUGCCACUCAGCAGAAAGGACAAACCGCCUUGCAGCCGAACCGUCACAAAGAGUCAUCCAGAACAUCGCAAUGCAAAGCAGCGCUGAAAGAGUCAGGGGUGGGAGACUCUCACGUGACGAAACGAUCCAGAACGCAACAGCGGCCACGCACGGCGACGUCUGCCAGGCAGAACUCCAACAACAGCUCCGACAACAAAUAUAACCUGAGAAAUCGUCAGGACGCGAAAACCAGACCUGGGGUGAACUCGAAUCAGAACCACCGUAACGACGCGGUCCCGCCCAAGAAGUACCGACUUCCCCUCCUGGACAGUGUGGUCAAACAGAAACCCGUGCACAACAGACCGCAAGCAUCGGUGAAGACUUCGUCAGGGAAGAUGGCCAGGCUGCAGGUGAAGGUCACCACAGACGCGAGCGAGAGUGAAAAGGAUCGGAGUGACGCCAGAGGGAAGAUUCCGCCGGUGUCGGGUAACGGGGACAUAAUUCGCAGCACAACGUCUGUCCGUUCGCGUCGAUCCUCCAGUAUAAGCAUCAGUAGGGGAGACCGUCCGGUAACAUGUGAAGACUGUGAGCAAACGAGUUUCUUGAGGGAAGAUCUCAAAAUGUCGCAAGAGCGCCUGCGCAAAGAAAUCGAAUUUGGAAGCGAGGCUAUGAAGCAUAUAACGAGGAUCCACGAAACGAUAAUUCGCCUCCAGAAACAAGUAGAAUCGGGAUGUGAUUGCAAGAAGCAGUUCGACGUGACACGGAAGCGCCUCCUGGCGGACAUCCAGGAGAGGAAAAAGCAGGUUGCGUCCCUUGAGACCGAGUUGCAGCUGGUGAAGUACAACCUGAAACAGGAGCAGGUCGAAAACGUGGACCUCAAGGCUAAAGUACUCCACCUGAAGGCAGACGUGAAGAAUAUCAGGUCCGUCAAGAAGGCGCUCGAGGCUAGACUAGAGGCGGACAAGUUGAUGAAGUCUGUAGAGAAAAUGCCGGACUCUGCCGUGACUGGCCGCCUGCUGGUCGGGUUGAGGAACAAACAGUCGGUCAUGUUGGACCAUAUCGACGCCGAGAUGGCCGCCGCCGAACAACUCAGGGCAGAACUCGAACGCCAAGACCAGCAAUUAGCGCAGUGCUUUCAGGAGAAGAAAACGUUCCUGCGCGAACAAGACGCUCUGCGCGAACAGAUCACCCAGCUCAAGAAGGAGAAGGAGUUCUUGUUACAAGAUUUUGAGGAUAUGAAGGUAAAAUUUGACGAGAAGGUCAAGGACGUUAACAAGUCAAAGAAUGUCUACGACUUGAAGAUUCAGAAUCUGACCUUCCAGCAGGCGAGGUCAGAGCUGGACACCACGGCCCUCCAACACCAGCUUAAGCGGGUCAACGAUGAGCUGGCCAAAGUGAGAAACGAGCUGAAGGCGAAGGACUCGGAGCUGGCCGAGACUCGCCGAUCUCUUCAGGAAAUGCCGGAUUUUCACGAUAUUUCACGAAGAGAUGAUAACUUAAACUCGGAUCACACGAGAUAUUUUUCUGGAACUUAUUAACUGAAAAAACCGAAGAGCUUUAUAAUUAGAGCAAUACUUAUUAACUAUUAAUCUGCAUAUACAUUGAUUUUUGUAUGUGUAUGUCCCGUGUUUAUUUGUAUUAAAAACACAAAGGUGUAUUUUAUAAUA